CGUUAUCUUCACAUGUCUUCGGAGGACAAGAGAAAGCAAUACAAGUGUGGAAACAAUUACAAGACAUUGGACGACAUCCUGACGUGGAAUCAGUACUCGAGACUCAAUCAAAUCCACAACAAGUUUUCCACAUCUGAUUUUGUGUUCAGUAAAGACAUCAACGAUAAGGUGUCCGUAUUUAUCGGUGAUAUCACUGCCCUCGAGAUCGACGCCAUUGUCAACGCAGCCAAUCAACAGCUGAAGGGAGGCGGAGGAGGUCUCGCAUUGCCAUUAUUACUACUCAUUAGUUGCCAACACUAUAACCACAUCUGUAUUUCAGUUGACGGCGCCAUCCAUUCAGCCGCCGGACGACAACUUCUUCAGUCUGAGUGCCAAACAUUGGGCGGCUGUCCGACGGGUAGCAGCAAAAUGACUGGAGGCUAUCAAUUGCCCGCUAAAUAUGUGAUCCAUACUGUGGGACCGGUUGGAGCCAAACCACCAUUACUUCAGUCAUGUUAUAGAAGUGCAUUGGAUUUGAUGUCUUCGUCGGCACUGAAGUCGAUAGCGUUUCCGUGUAUAUCGACCGGAGUGUAUGGCUAUCCCAAUGAAGACGCGGCACACAUCGCGUUGAGUACUGUUAGGAAAUGGUUGGACUCGAGUCCAGACGCUAAAGACACGCAACGAAUCAUAUUCUGCUUAUUCCUCCGAAUAGAUAUUGACAUUUACCACAAAUUAAUGCCAAUUUAUUUUCCACUUCAGUAA
Messenger RNA from Medioppia subpectinata, 741 nucleotides. Lineage: Eukaryota; Metazoa; Arthropoda; Arachnida; Sarcoptiformes; Oppiidae. The record is from the annotation of a GenBank genome assembly.